Molecule: messenger RNA, 891 nt
Organism: Cyphellophora europaea CBS 101466
Lineage: Eukaryota; Fungi; Ascomycota; Eurotiomycetes; Chaetothyriales; Cyphellophoraceae
Exons: 2
Coding region: 1-891 (296 amino acids)
Source: RefSeq, a predicted model, not a curated record
AUGGUGGGGCAACGAGGCGGCUUGCGGGAGGUGCAUCUGGUUGGUUUCGCCGAGGCCUUACAGUGUUACGAUCUCCACGCUUCAGCACAGGCGCUCGAGCCGCCUGCAUUUGGGUUGACACAUUCUGCUGAAAAGUUCAUGCGUUCAACGGUCGAUCUGGCACGGAGGAAAUGGCGAGAAGCCCAAAAACAUGACGAACGACCAGCAAUCCUGGCUUUUGACCAGUUGAGCCUGCCCGAAGACCUGAUCGACUUGCUCAUUGAUAUGCGGAUAUACUCCAAUGACGUCCAUGCCUUCGUGACAGGUGAUCCGGCUCCCAAUGCACGCGAUAUGUCUAUGUUUCGGAAUUUGUUGGUGCACCAGCUGCUCUCGCUACCUAUGUACGACUACGGCCGGUCUCACGCACCGCCAUAUGCGCGAAAUGCUAUGGUGGAAGAGCUAGUAAGGGUUGGGGCACUUGUGUUUGCUUACGGUGCGUUGUACCCAUCGCCGCCAUGGGAGCCCAAGGAAAAGCUUGUCGAAAUGCUUCAGAUGAAGCUCGAGGCAGUUGUGACGCAGGGGCUGGACGCCUGGGCUCACUUGGAGAUCGGUCUGCUAAUGUGGCUCUCAAUGAUGGGCUGCAUGAUGGCCGUAGGCCCUGAUAUUCAAGAUGAUGCCCAUAAGCUUCACGAAUUCGAGGCUGGCUGUGUACCGCAGGACGUGUUUUUCAAGUUGCUGGUGUGGUGUCAGCUCCGCCUUGGUUAUGUUGAAUUUGGUGAGAUGAAGCAGGAGAUGGAGAAGUGGCUCUGGUUGGCAGAGGCCUGUGACGAAGGCGCCAACGAUGUUUGGGCACUAGUCAAGCCGGUAGACGCAACGACACUGGAGAGGAUGGAAGAUGAUGGACUGAAAUGA